CAUGCACACGACACCUUUUGCUUCUCUUCCAUUUAACACAUAACUGGCAUAUGAAUCCAAACACGUCUCUCUUUCUCUUUCUCUCUCUCUCUCCCAACUCUUAAGUUCAAAGCUUCACCCCCCAAUGCUUUUUAAACAAUUACAAACUUUGCAGAACUAGAUCAAAAUAAGCAGAAAAAAAAACAGCUAGCUAGUAUUCAUAGAGAUUGCUGAAAAGAUUCUAAAGUUGCACUUUGUUCUUUGUCAUGUGAAGUAUCAAAACUGUUCCUUGAUCAACAACAAUUCAGUACAUAACAUGGCAGAGCUUCUAUUAUUCACAUGUCUUUCACUACUUUUUCUUAUUACUCAAGAGAAUUGACAAAAAGAAAAACACCCUCUAUUUUUUUUUUCUUUUCCUAAGUGAAAUUUUUUAUUUUUGGAGAGUACUUAUUAUUAUGCUGCUAAGAAAUAGAUCAAGAGCAGUGACUAAGCCAAAUAUAAUGGCUGAUCACAGUUCUCAACAAUCUUCCAAUAAUCAAAACUGUGCUAAAAAAUCAAUCCCCUCUCUAUUUAAUUCACCAAAAUUAUUCAGAGAUUUCACCACCACCAACAAUAAUACUACUCUUUCAGAAGCUUUGAAAAGUCCAACUUCAAUUCUUGACACUAGAAUAUUACUAUUAUCACCUUAUGCCUUUGGAAAAUCACUUUUUCAUGACAAGAAAAUCCAAACAGUUUCCAACAAAAAUUUCUCAUCAAGAAGCAUUGGUCUUGCUCUUAUAGGUAAUGAUGAUUCAGUUGAUGACAAUGAUUCUGUUGAACCAAACAAAGGAAGUGUUUUGUUUGGAACACAGCUUAGAGUUAAAAUUCCAUCUUUGCCCUCUCCUAUAUUUUCUCCAAUUGAAUCUCGGUCUCAAACCGAAACCGAAACCAAAACCAAAGACUUGCCAAAUUCAAUGUCUUUGAGUGAGAUGGAACUUUCUGAAGAAUAUACUUGUGUGAAAUCUCAUGGACCUAAUCCAAGAACCACCCAUAUAUUCAAUAAUCAUGUUGUUGAAGAGAGUUAUUGUUGUUUGCCACCAAAAUCUAACUCAUGUUAUGGUAAUUUCCUUGGAGUUUGUUACACUUGCAAGAAACAUCUUGAGCAUACAAAGGACAUCUUUAUCUAUAGAGGAGAGAAAGCUUUUUGCAGUAAAGAAUGCAGGCACAGAGAAAUGGUGAUAGACGGUGUAGAAAGUUCGGAAGAAUAUGAAAGUACUAAUGCUUAAUUUUGAGGAUGAUAAUUAACAAGGAAGGAGAAAGUGAAGAAACAAAUUUUCUAUUAUUCCUCAUUAUGAUAUCAUGACUAGGUUGGUAGUAAUAGUAAUAGUAUAUUUCUUUGUAAUAAAAAUAAGUUUUAUUUUUGUCCAUUUUGAAGGGUAUUUAUUUGUUUUUUUGUGUGUUUGUUUUUGAGCUCUCCAAUGGAAAUAAUAGAGAUAAGAGAGGGUGUUGAGUUAAUUCAAAGUGAUGACUACUAAUUUGAUUGCUUUUGGUUUUUGCCACCAUUGUUUUCGGAUGAAGCAGAAGAUGAUGUGUGAUUGAAAACAUUGUUAUUUUGUCUUUUCUUUUUCUCUUAUGAUAAUGAUGGUGCUGCCUAUUAUAAUGGA
Messenger RNA from Vicia villosa (hairy vetch), 1622 nucleotides. RefSeq names its product FCS-Like Zinc finger 8-like. Bases 435 to 1244 code for a protein of 269 amino acids. Lineage: Eukaryota; Viridiplantae; Streptophyta; Magnoliopsida; Fabales; Fabaceae. The transcript is spliced from 3 exons. The record is from RefSeq and is a predicted model, not a curated record.